Molecule: messenger RNA, 6500 nt
Organism: Cyanistes caeruleus (blue tit)
Lineage: Eukaryota; Metazoa; Chordata; Aves; Passeriformes; Paridae
Source: RefSeq, a predicted model, not a curated record
AUGGAGCGGGAUCAGAACCGGGCCCGGAACGGUUCGGGAUGGAGCGGGCUCAGAACCGGGCCAGGAUCGGUUCAGGAUGGAGCGGGCUCAGAACCGGUCCGGAUCGGUUCGGGAUGGAGCGGGCUCAGAACCGGGCCCGGAACGGUUCGGGAUGGAGCGGCCUCGGAACCGGGCCCGGAUCGGUUCGGGAUGGAGCGGGCUCAGAACCGGGCCCGGAUCGGUUCGGGAUGGAGCGGCCUCGGAACCGGGCCAGGAAUGGUUCGGGAUGGAGCAGGCUCAGAACCGGUCCCGGAUCGGUUCGGGAUGGAGCGGGAUCAGAACCGGGCCCGGAAUGGUUCGGAUGGAGCGGGCUCAGAACCGGGCCAGGAUCGGUUCAGGAUGGAGCGGGCUCAGAACCGGGCCCGGAUCGGUUCGGGAUGGAGCGGGCUCAGAACCGGUCCCGGAUCGAUCGAGGACAUGGCCAUGCUGACCUUCCUCCACGAGCCCGCCGUGCUCUUCAACCUCAAGGAGCGCUACGGAGCCUGGAUGAUCUACACCUACUCGGGGCUCUUCUGCGUCACCGUCAACCCCUACAAGUGGCUGCCGGUCUACGACCCACAAGUGGUGGCCGCCUACCGGGGCAAGAAGCGCAACGAGGUCCCGCCCCACAUCUUCUCCAUCUCCGACAACGCCUACCAGUACAUGCUGACAGACCGCGAGAACCAAUCCAUCCUCAUCACCGGCGAAUCGGGGGCGGGGAAAACGGUGAACACCAAACGCGUCAUCCAAUACUUCGCCAGCAUCGCCGCCAUCGGCGACCGCAAGAAGGAGGCGACCAAUAGCAACAAGGGGACCCUGGAGGAUCAAAUCAUCCAGGCCAACCCCGCGCUGGAGGCUUUUGGCAAUGCCAAGACCGUGCGCAACGACAACUCCUCGCGAUUCGUGAGUGGGGCCUGUGGGGUCUACCUCCUGGAGAAGUCCCGCGUCAUCUUCCAGCUGAAGGCGGAGCGGAACUACCACAUCUUCUACCAGAUCCUCUCCAACAAGAAGCCGGAGCUUCUGGAGAUGCUGCUGGUCACCUCCAACCCCUACGACUACGGUUACGUCUCCCAAGGCGAGGUGACCGUGGCCUCCAUAGAUGACUCUGAGGAGCUGUUGGCCACCGACAGCGCCUUUGAUGUCCUGGGCUUCACGGCCGAGGAGAAGGCCGGUGUCUACAAGCUGACGGGUGCCAUCAUGCACUUCGGCAACAUGAAGUUCAAGCAGAAGCAGCGGGAGGAACAGGCGGAGCCUGACGGCACCGAAGACGCCGACAAGUCCGCCUACCUGAUGGGGCUGAACUCGGCCGACCUUCUCAAGGGCUUGUGUCACCCACGCGUCAAGGUGGGCAACGAGUACGUCACCAAGGGCCAGAGCGUCCAGCAGGUCUACUACUCCAUCGGGGCCUUGGCCAAGGCCGUCUACGAGAAGAUGUUCAACUGGAUGGUGGUGAGGAUCAACAACUCGCUGGACACCAAGCAACCGCGCCAAUACUUCAUCGGCGUCUUGGACAUCGCCGGCUUCGAGAUCUUCGAUUUCAACAGCUUCGAGCAGCUCUGCAUCAACUUCACCAACGAGAAGCUCCAGCAGUUCUUCAACCACCACAUGUUCGUGCUGGAGCAGGAGGAGUACAAGAAGGAGGGCAUCGAGUGGGAGUUCAUCGACUUCGGCAUGGACCUCCAGGCCUGCAUCGACCUCAUCGAGAAGCCCAUGGGCAUCAUGUCCAUCCUGGAGGAGGAGUGCAUGUUCCCCAAGGCCUCGGACAUGACCUUCAAGUCCAAACUCUACGACAACCACCUGGGCAAGUCGGCCAACUUCGGGAAGCCCAGGAACGUCAAGGGCAAGUCCGAGGCUCACUUCUCGCUCACCCACUACGCCGGCACGGUGGACUACAACAUCCUGGGCUGGCUGGAGAAGAACAAGGACCCCCUCAACGAGACGGUGGUGGGGCUCUACCAGAAAUCCGCCCUCAAGCUCUUGGCCCACCUCUUCUCCAACUACGCCGGGGCGGAUUCUGGAGGUGACAGCGGCAAGGGGAAAGGAGCCAAGAAGAAAGGUUCCUCCUUCCAGACAGUCUCAGCCCUGCACCGGGAGAACCUCAACAAGCUGAUGGCCAACCUCAAGACCACCCACCCCCACUUUGUCCGCUGCCUGGUCCCCAACGAGCGGAAGGAGCCGGGUGUGAUGGACAACGCCCUGGUCAUGCACCAGCUCCGCUGCAACGGCGUCCUGGAGGGAAUCCGCAUCUGCCGCAAGGGCUUCCCCAACCGCAUCCUCUACGGGGACUUCCGCCAGCGGUACCGCAUCCUGAACCCCGCGGCCAUCCCCGAGGGACAAUUCAUCGACAGCCGCAAGGGCGCCGAGAAGCUCCUGGGCUCCAUCGACAUUGACCACAACCAGUACAAGUUUGGGCACACCAAGGUCUUCUUCAAGGCGGGGCUGCUGGGCCAGCUGGAGGAGAUGCGGGACGAGCGCCUGUCCCGCAUCAUCACGCGCAUCCAGGCGCGGGCGCGGGGGCAGCUCAUGCGCCUCGAGUUCAAGAAGAUCGUGGAGCGCCGGGACGCGCUGCUGGUGAUCCAGUGGAACCUCAGGGCCUUCAUGGGCGUGAAGAACUGGCCGUGGAUGAAGCUCUACUUCAAGAUCAAGCCCUUGCUGAAGAGCGCGGAGACGGAGAAGGAGAUGCAGAACAUGAAGGAGGAGUACGGGCGGCUGAAGGACGCCCUGGAGAAGUCGGAAUCGCGGCGGAAGGAGCUGGAGGAGAAGAUGGUCUCCAUGCUGCAGGAGAAGAACGACCUCCAGCUCCAAGUGCAGGCUGAGCAGGACAACCUGAAUGACGCCGAGGAACGCUGCGACCAACUGAUCAAGAACAAGAUCCAACUGGAGGCCAAGGUGAAGGAGCUGACGGAACGUCUGGAGGACGAGGAGGAGAUGAACGCCGAGCUGACGGCCAAGAAGAGGAAGCUGGAGGACGAGUGUUCGGAGCUGAAGAAGGACAUCGAUGACCUGGAGCUGACCCUGGCCAAGGUGGAGAAGGAGAAACACGCCACUGAGAACAAGGUCAAGAACCUGACGGAAGAGAUGGCAGGGCUGGACGAGACCAUUGCCAAGCUGACCAAGGAGAAGAAGACUCUGCAGGAGUCCCACCAGCAGACACUGGAUGACCUGCAGGCCGAGGAGGACAAGGUCAACACCUUGACUAAGGGCAAAGUCAAGCUGGAACAGCAAGUGGAUGACCUUGAAGGCUCCCUGGAGCAGGAGAAGAAGAUCCGGAUGGACCUGGAACGGGCCAAGAGGAAACUGGAAGGUGACCUGAAGCUGACCCAGGAGAACAUCAUGGAUCUGGAGAAUGACAAGCAGCAGCUGGAGGAGAAGCUCAAGAAGAAGGAGUUUGAGAUCCACCAGCAGAACAGCCGGAUUGAGGACGAGCAGGCGCUGGCUCUGCAGCUCCAGAAGAAGCUGAAGGAGCUCCAGGCGCGGAUCGAGGAGCUGGAGGAGGAGCUGGAGGCUGAGCGGACAGGCCGGGCCAAGGUGGAGAAGCAACGCUCGGAGCUGUCACGGGAGCUGGAGGAGCUCAGCGAACGUCUGGAGGAAGCCGGUGGUGCCACCUCGGCCCAGCUGGAGCUCAACAAGAAGCGAGAGGUGGAAUUCCAGAAGCUGCGGAGGGACCUGGAGGAAGCCACCCUGCAGCACGAGGCCACCGCGGCCGCGCUGAGGAAGAAACACGCCGACAGCGUGGCCGAGCUGGGCGAGCAGCUGGACAACCUCCAGCGCGUCAAGCAGAAGCUGGAGAAGGAGAAGAGCGAGCUCAAGCUGGAGCUGGACGACCUCAGCGCCAAUGUGGAGCAGCUGAUCAAGUCUAAGGUGGCCAUGGAGAAGGUGUCCCGCUCCAUGGAGGACCAGGCUGCCGAGCACUUGGCCAAGCUGGAGGAGACCCAACGUGUCCUCAACGACGCCAACACCCAACGGGCCAAGCUGCAGACGGAGAACGGUGAGCUGUCACGGCAGCUGGAGGAGAAGGAGGCGCUGGUGUCCCAGCUGACCCGAGGGAAGGUGUCCUACACCCAGCAGCUGGAGGACCUGAGGAGGCAGCUGGAGGAGGAGAUGAAGGCCAAGAACGCGCUGGCGCACGCGCUGCAGUCGGCCCGGCACGACGGGGACCUUCUGCGGGAGCAGUACGAGGAGGAGACCGAGGCCAAGGCCGAGCUCCAGCGCGCGCUCUCCAAGGCCAACUCCGAGGUGGCCCAGUGGAGGACCAAGUAUGAAACAGAUGCCAUCCAACGGACCGAGGAGCUGGAGGAGGCCAAGAAGAAGUUGGCUCAGCGUCUGCAGGAGGCCGAGGAGGCCGUGGAGGCCGUCAACGCCAAAUGCUCCUCGCUGGAGAAGACCAAGCACCGUCUGCAGAACGAGAUUGAGGACCUGAUGGCCGACGUGGAGCGCUCCAACGCAGCCGCCGCCGCUCUGGACAAGAAGCAGAGGAACUUCGACAAGGUCCUGGCUGAGUGGAAGCAGAAGUUCGAGGAGUCACAGACGGAGCUGGAGGCGUCUCAGAAGGAGGCCAGGGCCCUCAGCACUGACAUCUUCAAGCUGAGGAACAUCUACGAGGAGUCCCUGGAGCACCUGGAGACCUUCAAGAGGGAGAACAAGAAUCUCCAAGAGGAGAUCUCGGACCUCACGGAGCAGCUCGGCGCCGGCAACAAAUCCAUCCACGAGCUGGAGAAGGUCCGGAAACAGCUGGAGGCCGAGAAGAUGGAGCUCCAAGCUGCUCUGGAAGAAGCUGAGGCGUCCCUGGAGCACGAGGAGGGGAAGAUCCUGAGGGGACAGCUGGAGUUCAACCAGGUGAAGGCCGAGUACGAGCGGAAGCUGGGGGAGAAGGAGGAGGAGAUGGAGCAGGUGAAGCGCAACCACCUUCGGGUGGUGGAGUCGCUCCAGACCUCGCUGGACGCCGAGACACGGAGCCGCAACGAGGCCCUCAGGCUGAAGAAGAAGAUGGAGGGCGACCUCAAUGAGAUGGAGAUCCAGCUCAGCCACGCCAACCGCGGCGCCAACGAGGCCCAGAAGCAGGUCAAGGCUCUGCAGGGCUACCUGAAGGUACCUGUCCAUGGGGACGUGGAGGGGUUGGAGGAACCUGAAGGUCCCAUGGGGAUGGAGGUGGAGGAGGUACCUGAAGGUCCUACAGGGACNUACAAGAGACAGGCGGAGGAGGCGGAGGAACAGGCCAACACCAACCUGGCCAAGUUCCGGAAGGCGCAGCACGAGCUGGACGAGGCCGAGGAACGUGCGGACAUCGCCGAGUCCCAGGUCAACAAACUGCGGGCCAAGAGCCGUGAUAUCGGAGCCAAGAAGCUGCACGAUGAGGAGUGACCCAUCCCCAGGAGGGACCCACCAGACCCACCCCCACCAUGAGUGACCACCUCAAGGGACCCAUCACCACCAUGAGUGACCACCCCAAGUGACCCAUCACCACCAUGAGUGACCACCUCAAGUGACCCAUCACCACCAUGAGUGACCACCUCAAGUGACCCAUCACCACCAUGAGUGACCACCCCAAGUGACCCAUCACCACCAUGAGUGACCACCUCAAGUGACCCAUCACCACCAUGAGUGACCACCUCAAGUGACCCAUCACCACCAUGAGUGACCACCUCAAGAGACCCAUCAUCACCAUGAGUGACCACCCCAAGUGACCCAUCACCACCAUGAGUGACCACCUUGAGUGACCCAUGGCCACCAUGAGUGACCACCGCAAGUGACCCAUCACUAUGAGUGACCACCUCAAGUGACCCAUGGCCACCAUGAGGGACUCCACUGCCACCACAGGUGAUCCACCAUGAUGAAGAACCCACCAUGACAAUGACUGACCAACCAACACCGUGAUGGACCCACCACCACCAUCAUGGACCCACAAUGGUGAUGAUGAUGGUGAUGAUGGAGCCACCACCACUGACCCAUGAUGACCAUGAUGGACCACCAUGAUGGACCCAUGGUGACACUCAUGGACUCAUCACCACCACAAUGGACCCACGGUGAUGAUGAUGAUGAUGAUGAUGAUGAUGAUGAUGAUGAUGAGGGUGAUGAUGGUGCCACCACCUCUGACACAUGAUGAACCACCAUGAUGGACCCAUGGUGACACUCAGGGACCCAUCACCACCAUCAUGGACCGAUGAUGAUGAUGAUGAUGGUGCCACCACCAUGAUGGAGCCACCACCUCUGACCCAUGAUGAACCACCAUGAUGGACCCAUGGUGACGCUCAUGGACUCAUCAUCACCAUCAUGGAUCGAUGAUGAUGAUGACAAUGAUGAUGAUGAUGAUGGAGCCACCACCUCUGACCCAUGAUGAUGAUGAACCACCAUGAUGGACCCAUGGUGAUGCUCAUGGACCCAUCACCACCACAAUGGACCCAUGAUGAUGAUGAUGGUGAUGAUGAUGGUGAUGAUGGAGCCACCACCUCUGACCCAUAAUGAACCACCAUGAUGGACCCAUG